AUGGGGCAAUAUUGGUCGUCGUGGUCCCACGAUUUGGUCUUGUACAAUCCGGGGAAGCCUCCCGACGGGGUUCCCUUUCGCUGGUUAUAUAUCAGGGGAUAUUUUGGCGCUUGGACUGUCGACUCCGUGGAGAACUUCUUCGUUGAUUAUACAAACCCUGAAGGUCUCUUGAAUGAACUACGCAAGUUCGAUAUGGUUGGUUUGGUUGUUGAUCCUUAUAAGACGGGGCCACCGAGUCUACAAGAACUUUAUAUCAUCGGCGAAGAUGAAAUUUGCGACUCUAUAGUCUCUCGGCCUUAUACUCGGCUUUGGGCUAUAUACCCGGCAAGAUAUAAAGGAUUUGUACCAUACUACGUUGGCUGCGAUAAGUUUCAGGUUGAAACGUUCCAAAGGCCGAAGCGCCUCGACCUUCAAAGUCCAGAGAGAGUUCGGGAUCUGGAGAAUCUUGAUAUAGGGUCGCAGGAUUGGAGCCUCGCGUACAAAAAGAGCGUGUAG
Molecule: messenger RNA, 495 nt
Organism: Orbilia oligospora ATCC 24927
Lineage: Eukaryota; Fungi; Ascomycota; Orbiliomycetes; Orbiliales; Orbiliaceae
Exons: 2
Coding region: 1-495 (164 amino acids)
Source: RefSeq, a predicted model, not a curated record